Fonsecaea erecta is the source of this 939-nucleotide messenger RNA. RefSeq lists its product as hypothetical. Lineage: Eukaryota; Fungi; Ascomycota; Eurotiomycetes; Chaetothyriales; Herpotrichiellaceae. The transcript has a single exon. The record is from RefSeq and is a predicted model, not a curated record. The coding region runs from base 1 to 939 and encodes 312 amino acids.
AUGCAUUUGACAACCGUCGUUGCCUCGGCAUUGUUGCUCUUGGCCGAAGCCGACAUGAUCUCGGCCAAAGCCAUUGUGCAUCUGCCCAACGCCAUCCGAAGGAGAAGUGCCUGGGACGAAGGGAUGAUGGGGAGAGAGGGCGAUCGAAUUCUCCGCCGGGAACCGCAAUCCUCAACCGGGCCCCUUUCGGUGGCGGCCCCAACGGGAGCGUUGAACGAAACUAUUGCGGCGGCUUGCGUCAGCAGUCUCCAGUCACUCACCUCGGUCGAAAACGCCGCGGGCCUCGCCGCGUGCUACAACAUCAUGCAAUACGACAGCAAGCAAGGCGCCUUCGAGGCCGAUCUCCGGCUGUACCAGAUGUUCCAACCGACGGGCAACUUCCAGAAUGUGCCCAUCAACGACAUCAUGAUCAGUUUGACCUACCCCACCAGCACCACGUUCCAGUCGUUGACCAAGCGGCGGAAGCGAGAUGUGGAGGCGCGACAGAGCAGCAACAGCAGCAUGGUCGAAGUGCAACAGUACACCCUCUUCGGCACGAUUGAGAAGAACCUCGAUGUCGCCAAACUGAACGACACCCAAGUCAUGUCGCUGAUGCUGCCGGACAUCAAACUGAACGCGGCCACCAACUCCCAGACGCCCAUUAUGGCCAACGUCAGUGCCGCCGACGGCGCCUGGUUCGUGGUUGGGGCCUUCAAGGACGAAUUCAAAAACGGCCUUGUCAGCCCGUCCGUCGCCGCCGCCGCCAUCACCGCGGCGGUGCCUUUCGUCCUGCCCGGUACGAAGCUGGGCAUUUUCCCCACGGGGCUGAUCGUGACCUGCUCCUGGACAUUCCUGUUCCUGCUGGCGUAUGGGCUGGGCACCAUCGGUCGCAUUCAAUAUAGAAGUGUGUAUAGAAAGAGAAAGGCGGCUCGCGCCGGUCGAACGGGCAAGAGGAUAUAG